CAAGCCGUCAGCCAGCCGGGGUCAGUUUUCCAGGGAGGGUGUGUAUGACAGCGGAUUUGCAGCCUUUUUCGGCCUCUUGUGCAGCGCCCGCCGCCGAAAUGCUGAUUUCGAAACCGACGAGCUCUCCAGCGGACACCCAGAUUCUGGCGUAACGCUCUGGAAAUCUGAAUAGCGAGGGGAUGGAGGCGCCGCCGUGCAAGAGUUCGGCGUCGGUGCGCUCGGGCCCGAAGGUGGCCCAGAUCGCCACCAUCUUCCAGAGCAUGAGUCCGAGCAAGGAGGUGGCCGACCCGUCCAUCCCCCCUGUCGUCAGUCCGCGCACCACCUCGCUCGAGUCGUCCGGUGGCAGCAGCACACACAGCCAGUCAUCGCAGCGCUUCAACGUGGCGCGCGCCUUGUUCGAGAGGCUCGGCGAGCAGGAAUUUUCCGAACAGGACUCGAAGCCGAUCGUGCCCCCCAACAAGGCGGAAAAACUGGCGGUGAACACACAAUUGCGGGGUCAGCCACGCCCCACCAAUGGUCACCACUACCCUGAGCAGCCGGUUCGAGAGGAGAAGCCGAUGCCGCCCCCGCACAGGGUGAUGCCGACGUCGGCGCCGCCGCCGAAACCGCCCAAGCCGGAAAAGCCCGAACGGAAAUUCUCGAGCAAAGAGUUGAUCGAGAAGCAGCGCAACUGGACGGCGCACUUCAAGAACAAGGGCUCCAGUCCGCGGGCGUCGUUCGACCGACCCCACCAGGGCAUCAGGGUGCCCGUGCUGCCCACCCUGGGCGGCACUUUCCCCCUCGAAGGCCCCAUGGAAAGGCCGUACGAGAAGCAGGAUGUGCCAGAAAAAAAUGAUAUUGCAGUCAUAACACCCACGUCCCCGGCCAGCAUCAACUCGGAAACACGCUCGUACCAUUCAAUGCUCUCUACAACUCCAACUGGGACUGAAAGCUCUGGUGACUCGCUGGACACGGACAAGACGUUGUCCGAACUGUCCGAAACGUCGCCGAGCGCCCUCCAGCAGAGUUCUUCCAGUCCAGUCGAGUGCCAAGUGAUCAAAAGGAGUGAGGAAAAAGAGGAGAAAAUUCAAAGCAGCCAAAGUUAUGAGGAAAUCUGCAAAGAUGUCCUGAACGCCAAGGAGGGCCACGUCAGUCCAGAGCGGCGGCCCACCAGUGACGAGGAGGAGGAGGAACUCAACCAGCUGGUCGCCGUGCACGACAAAAGGAAGAUGGUUUCCUCGGUGCAGCUGGUGCUCGAGACUCCAGCUUCCCCUGUCGAGUCACCGUCGUCUCCAGUCAUGGAGCCAGCAGAAGCAGACCUAGAGGAAAAAUGUGAACCUCCUGUGGAGGAAGAGGUCCCAGUGGUGGAGGCGGUGCAGGAAAUCAAGUUUGUAGACGAGGAGGAGGAAGAGGACGAGGCGAUUACCGAGGAAGUUGAGGAAGCGGUCACGGAGGUCGAGGAGGCGGUCACAGAAGAAGUGGAGGAGGCGGUAACUGAAGAGGUGGAGGAGGCGAUAACUGAAGAGGUGGAAGAGGCGAUAACCGAGGAAGUGGAGGAGUCGCAAUCAGAGGUCUCCCCAGAGCAUAGUGAGGCGACUCAGUCUCUUCAAAGGGAGCUCUCCUCGCCUGAAAAUGAAACACCACCCACCCUGCCCCCGAAGGACAUGUCUCCUGAAGUGGAGGAGCUGCCAUCAUUGCCCCAAGUGGAUUCGCCAAAGUUCCAGCCACAAGCCAAAAGCGAGCAUGUUGUUCGUCGGCCGCUUCCCCCUUCACCAGAGGAAGAAAAAUUGCCAGAAUUGCCCGAGAGUCAUGUUGUCCCUGCUCGAAGAUUGCCACCUGAGCCCCUUGAUGAAAAACCACUGCCCCCUAUACCUCGAAGAAAUAUGCCCGAAUUUGUUGAAUCUCCGCCCCCAUUGCCCCCUAAAGACAUUCCCGACAUCCCGGAAUACGCUGUGCCGCACAAAGUAAAACAGCAGCUAAAGCAGCAGCAGGAAAAAGAAAGACUAGAGCAGCUCGAGGCCGAAAAGAAGGCUGUGGCCGAGCCAGAGACGAUGACUCCAGAUGAGGCAGAGAAUCUCCUCAGUUCUAGAAUAUUUGCCAAAAGGAAAGAAACUCUUCUCUCCGACGAGCAAGCAGAAGAAGUGCCAAGACUCAUAGCAAAGGCUGAAGAGGUCAAAGCCACUCCAAGCAAAGUCGCUCCAGAGCCGGAGGAAAUCAUCGAGCUCAUUCCCACAUUAAUUCACGAAGAAUCCCACGAGUCCACCUUACCUGAUACUAGCUUAGAUUACAGAGAGCCUCUUAAUGGUUCUCUUUCUUCCGAGUCGGCUGGCGUAGCCGACUCAUUGCCUGCCACAAAAUUUGUGACUGAAAAAGAGAGCGCCAAACCAGAAACAAUAGCUGCGGUUGAAGCUCCAGUACAACCCGAAUAUGUGGCUGUGGCGUGCAGAGAGAUCUUUGUUGAAAAUGGAAUCCAUUAUCUUGAGGAUGGCCACUUUUGGGUCGAAGUGCCUGGUCUUCCAGAGUCAGAUGAGGAGGAGGAAUUUGACGAAAGCGUCACUGUGAAGCCUCCCUCCAAAGUCUUCUUCAGCUCCGGACCCAUGAGGGUUUACUCGACACAUUCCAUCUCCGACUACGACAGGCGCAAUGACGAUGUUGACCCUGUCGCCGCCUCUGCUGAGUACGAGUUGGAAAAGAGGGUGGAAAAAAUGGACGUCUUUCCGGUUGAACUUAUAAAGGGUCCUGAAGGUUUGGGCCUCAGCAUAAUAGGAAUGGGUGUGGGAGCUGACGCUGGUUUGGAAAAAUUGGGCAUAUUUGUGAAGACCAUAGCCGAUCAAGGUGCUGCUGCGCGAGAUGGAAGAAUACAUGUAAACGAUCAAAUAAUAGAAGUAGAUGGCAAGUCCCUAGUUGGUGUCACCCAGGCGUACGCCGCAUCAGUGCUCAGGAACACUUCUGGUCUGGUCAAGUUUUUGAUAGGCCGCGAGAAGGAUGCCGAGAACAGCGAAGUGGCGCAGCUGAUCAGGCAGUCCUUGCAGGCCGACCGAGAACGAGAAGAAGUUCGGCGGCAGCACCACGAGGCAAUUGCCAUGUCACAGCAAUCUCCAGGCGGUGAAAGUGGCUCCGAUACGGCCCAGUCACCAGAGGGCCCAAUUAUGCGGCAACAACCUUCGGCGGCAGAGCUAGAAGCAAUGCGACAACUCGUCAAGGAGAGUCAGUACAAAUUAGCUGUGGCCGACGCUGACAUAGCCAGACUCAAAGUUAGGUUGGCCGAGCAGGAGCGGCAGAGCGGCGAGGAAGUCUCGGAGAGACUGAAGCAGGCGUCGCAGCGGCUGCGAGAAAUGGAGCGCGGCCUGCAGGCGGCCAAGAAGGAGGUGGCCACCUACCAGGACAUGUUGGAGCAGUCGCAGGGCCAGUACACUGUGCUGGAAAAAAAGUACCACAAGGCCAAGAAGCUCCUCAGAGAAUACCAGCAGCGUGAACAGGACUUGCUGCACAGGGAGGAAUUCCACCUGCAGCUGCUGCAGGAGAAGGACACCGAGUACAACGCCCUCGUCAAAACCCUCAAAGACAGGAUUAUCCAACUUGAGCAGGAGUUGCUCGACACGCAAAAGGCAGCAGGUUUGACGCCGCAGCUUCCUUAUGACAGCAAUAGCAUCAGGCAACUAACCCCAAAGAUGGGCAGGAAACACUCAGCUCAGGCUACAAAGCCUCUUCUUGAGCAGCUGGACACUGAGUUGUCCGACACGGAGAUCUCGGACUGCAGUCCGGAGGAAACUGACAAAACCUCAACCGUCGAGCGAAAGAUGCCUGUUAAGGAGGAGCUUGAUAAGGCUGUGCCUCCGCACGAGCUGCUCGAUAACUCUGCCUUCAAAUCGAGGGUAGAGCUCGUAAAGGGUGGCAGCCUGGCCGGCAGGCAACUGCCAUCGCCCAACAAAAAGUCACCAGUGAACUCGAGCGGUUCUGACUACGGCCUAGAAAACAGCUAUCACUCCACUGAGGAGGAAGAGGAGUCCUUCAAAGCAGCUUCCGAGACGACCAUUUCCACAAGUUCGUCCUCUUCAAGCCAAGUGUCAGUCGAGAGGCCAUCGAACCUUUCAAUCCAAUCUCAGCCAAUGUACCCACGUCCCAUGUACAGCUCAACGCAGGCCGAGCAAAGCUAUACGGCUAUGCAGCAGAGUGUGUACUCGAGUAGAGGCAGCUACAACACCGUACCCGGAAAACGCUCUUCCGGGGUGGGCCCUCCAGCCUCCUUGGCCGAACAGCUGAAGCAGGUGCUGGCCGACCGAGAGAGGCGGAUCACAACAGGGGAGAAGAAAGACAUGGAACAGCACAAGCCGUCGACCAUUUCGCAAACGCUGGUUGAAGAAAUCAGACUCGCUGUUCAGGAAGCAAACGCCAGAAUCAAAAGAGUCCCGAAGCUGGAUCCGAGGGACUCAACCAGCUCGUUGAGUUCGUGUUCGAGCGUGCCCGCGUUGCGCACCUCCUCGUCGUUGGACAACUCGCGGAGCAACCUGGACGACCCUGGCAGUCCAGAGCAGGUGUGGCUCUCGCAGGAAAUGCUGGCCGUGCAGCAGCAGGAGAAACGCAGCUCCGGCCAUUUUUGGCACACGUCCUCCGUUUCGGCGUGGACAAAAGAGCAGGUUUGCCAGUGGCUGGUCGUCUUAGGUCUGGACCAUCACACGACCAGUUUCUACGAGCACAACGUCACCGGUCCAGAGCUGCUGAUGCUCGAGUCGAAGGAAAUGAAGACUCUGGGCGUCGGCGGCGAGGACAAGAACAAGCUCAAGCGCAAGCUGAAGGAGCUGCGGCUGCACGAGGAGCGCGAACGCAAACAGGCGGACAAGGAGCGCAAGGAGAAGGAGAAGCUGCAGAAGAAGGCGGAGAAGCUGGCCGAGAAGGCGAGCAAGAUCCGCAAAUAAUUGAAAACAUUUGUAUCACAACUCCAGAACACCAGUGUGCGUGUGUAAGAACAUAAAUAUUUUAUUCCUCGAUUCGGCAGCCUUUUGGCGGUCGACGCUGCCAAUGUGCUCAAAGUUUAAGGCAUUGUUCUCGUACUUACGAAAAGGCGGCCAAGUUUUAAACCUACAUGAGAAGAAGUGUGUAAUCAGUAGCAUGUGAUUACUUAAGCGUGUACAGAGCAGCUCUGUUAUUUAUUACGCACUCUAUCGUAUAAUUAUUUACCGGAAUUACUAACUAAAUAUCGCACACACACAAAACAAACUUUCCUAUAUCACGCGUCAGCAUUUUGACCUGUUGAAAAUGAUUAUUAUUAUUAUUUAUAUCUGACUUUUUUGUUAUUGUUUUGUUAUGGUUGUUUUAGCCUUUUGUUGAAUAUGAGUUUUAUCAUCACACCGCUUUCUUUCCUUCUUCGUAGAAAAAAUAUAUCAUGUAUAUAUCUUGUUCUUUUUGUACACGUACAAAACUAGACUUCUUCGUUUCGACGAUUAUUAUAAUAACAAUUAUUGUAAAGCUGCAUUUAUUUUUGCCACAGCGAGCUUGGCAGCACAAGAAUUUUUUGCGUGAUCUUGGAACAAACAAAACCGAUUCUUGCCCCUUGCUAAUCAACGUGCCAUGCACUUAUUUACAGUGCUUUUGAUUUUAGUUGGAUAAAAAUUAAUUUGUUUCCGAAACUUAGAAAACAUUUCAGAACAGCAAUCUCAUAAUACACUUUUUCUGAUCAAAUUGGAUGGUGCUGAAAGUUUGUUAAUUUCUUGUAGGAUGAAUGAUAAUCUAGCUACAUUGGCACCAGUUACUGACUUAAACUUUUUGCUUUUCAACUUGAGUCAGUAUCAUAAGUAGAGACAAAAAAAUACAUUCGGUCCCGAUUUUGAUUCAUAAAAUUGGGCCAUCGGGCGGUUGCAUAAUUAUUCUAACUGAUAAAAAAAAAUUAAUAAUGAGCCAAUUCAACAGUUUCAAAGUAAAUGAAAAUAAUAACUGACCAAGUUAAAUAUUCGCAUGGUCUUACACGACGUAUUUUGUAAUAACGCGAAGAAGAGCCACACAAUAUUUGAAGUUGAAAAUGCCAAACUACCGCACACUGUUCAUACAUUUGAAAUUAAAAGCAUUAAAGUCUAAACUAAUUAAGCAGCUCAAUUACAGGCGAAAGUAAUUCGAUUUUACAUGAAGAAAGCAGGUUUUGUUUUUUCAAAUAAUUGACAAUUUUCUUUCAUCACGUCGGAAAUUUUCAUUGCCGGGAAGAUGAGGCUUUUGAAUGAAUUAAAAAAAAAAAAAAUUGUGAUCAGACGCAGCUUGUUGGCAGAAAAAGACUCGGAAAGCUCAAAAUCCUGAUCUUCUACUCAGGGCAGUCGUUUCGGAGAAUCACACUAUUAAAAAAAAUAUACAUUAGCGUUUGGAUUAAAAUAAAAAAAAAACAUUUUGACUAAUUCCAAGGGAUGAAGAGAAACACUAAAUCGCCAUAUUAGUCGACAAUUAACUGAAACAACAAUUAUUACUAAUUGUAAAUUGUAACAGCUAUUGAUUGCGAAUUAAGAAGAAGAAAAAAACUAACCAACAGUAUUUACCUAGGCUUAGACUUUUGUAUAACGAGAAGCGUGCGUGAGGUCUGUGAGUGAAUGGCAGUGAUUUUUUUUUCAUUUUAAAUUUUUUCUCACACUUUCAAUUGCAUUUAUUCACACACAGUAUUUUCUUGGUAGCGUUUUUGUAAACAUUCCCGGCGCAGUGUAUGAUUUUCCUGAGUAAUAUAAUAUAAUUAUUUAUUAUACACACAAAUAACAUUCCAAAGCUUGCCAAACGUGAUGUGCGUGUGAAAAAGAAAUCAUACUCUACAAUGUAUCUAUGUCCCCUGAGCAGCUCCAUCGAAAAAAAAUAUUAAUGAGAGAAUCCGUGUAGUAAUUUAUAUGUUUGCGAGAAGUGUUUGAGUUCGAAUGAAAGAGAGAGAAAACCGAGGAAAAAAGUGAUAAAACUGUAACCCUCUUUUUAGAGCAGUAGGAAAGCAAAAUAAGAAAGAAUAUACGCGAUCAUGAUGUGAAUUUUUGAGCACCUGAAGCGCGUGUCUGUGUGUUGUUCCAAAAUAUUGAUAUAAAAUAAAAAUGAUAUCAAAUCAA
Molecule: messenger RNA, 7040 nt
Organism: Neocloeon triangulifer
Lineage: Eukaryota; Metazoa; Arthropoda; Insecta; Ephemeroptera; Baetidae
Gene: Spn
Product: titin
Exons: 23
Coding region: 180-4895 (1571 amino acids)
Biological process (GO): calcium-mediated signaling; actin filament organization; neuron projection development
Cellular component (GO): cytoplasm; actin cytoskeleton; dendrite
Molecular function (GO): actin filament binding
Source: RefSeq, a predicted model, not a curated record